Haliotis rufescens (red abalone) is the source of this 4479-nucleotide messenger RNA. RefSeq names its product basic proline-rich protein-like. NCBI's taxonomy places the organism in Eukaryota, Metazoa, Mollusca, Gastropoda, Lepetellida, Haliotidae. The transcript is spliced from 21 exons. Bases 260 to 3256 code for a protein of 998 amino acids. The record is from RefSeq and is a predicted model, not a curated record.
AUUCGUGACAUGGAAAUUAGAUAAUAGUGAUUGGCAGGUCGAUAUAUCAAUUGUCCAGUCAGUUCAGCAAGAAACGAAGGACAACGGUUCAUUGAUGAUCCAUGGUCACCACAGACUUUGCCUGUCCUGUUCAUUGACAUCAAUCAACUCCUUCAUGACAAUAUAAGAUCUGUGAUAAACCCGUCUACGUUUUGAGUGACAAGUAACAGUCUGCUUCGUCACGUGACAGGUGGAAGGAACGCUGUGUCCGGAGUGGUGUAUGGCUCACGACGAACUGAAGGACAAUAUUUGGACUGGACACCCUUCCUUUCUGGACACGAGGACCAUGGUUAGAAUCGUCAUAUGGGCUCUGGUGUCGACAUGUUUAACAGGUCUGGCGGAAGCUCAGGGAGGCUGGAACAGUUACUUUCCACCUUCGGGGUAUAACGCCCAAUGGCCGAGGAACAAUUAUAUGAUGCCAUCCCAGCCCAUGCACAACCAGUGGCCACAAGCACCUUCUGGAGGUGAAGGUCACACCGCAUCACCCCCGGGGUCACCAUACUAUGGAGCCCAACCCCCCGACCUCCCUGACAGUCUAGGCGGUCAGCUAUCAAACAAUCCACAAAACCAAGGUGGUUGGCAAAGUGACCAGAGCCGAGCAUGGCAGAAUUACCCAAAUAGUCCAAACACUGGGGGAUGGGAACCUUCAGGAAGUUCCCCAGGGGGUUCUAGGGCGGGGUGGCAGCCACCCCCAAACGCUCCAAACCAAGGGGGUUCCGGCUGGCAACCACCCCCUAACCAUCAAAGCCCGCCAUGGCAACCACCACCAAAUAGCCCUAACCAAGUGUGGCAACCACCCCCAGAUGGUCCACCUCCUGGCUGGCAACCCCCUUCCGAUAAACCUCCGCAGCCAUGGCAACCACUGCCAGAUGGUCCACCUCCAGGUUGGCAACCGCCUCCUGAUAAACCUCCGCAGCCAUGGCAACCACCGCCAGAUGGUCCACCUCCAAGUUGGCAACCGCCUCCUGAUAAACCUCUGCAGCCAUGGCAACCACCCCCAGAUGGUCCACCGCCGGGUUGGCAACCGCCUCCUGAUAAACCUCCGCAGCCAUGGCUACCACAGCCAGAUACCCCAAACCACCGAGGGCAACCGCCUCCUGAUAAACCUCCGCAACCCUGGCAACCGCCGCCGGAUGGUCCACCUCAAGGGUGGCAACCGCCUCCUGAUAAACCACUGCAGCCAUGGCAACCACCGCCAGAUGGUCUACCUCAAGGUUUUCAACCGCCUCCUGAUAAACCACCUCAGCCAUGGCAACCACUGCCAGAUGGUGCAUCUCAAGGUUUUCAACCGCCACCUGAUAAACCACCGCAGCCAUGGCAACCACCGCCAGAUAUUCCGCCUCCAGGCUGGCAACCACCCCCAGACGGCCCUAUCCCUGGAUGGCAACCGCCUCCUGAUAAACCUCCACCAGGAUGGGAGCCUCCCCCAAAUAGCCUCACCUCGGGAGCCAAUCAGCGCGCUUCCCCGUACCAACAACCAGCAUAUUCUCCAUGGCAGCAAGUCAUGCAGGGAGGGUUUCACCUAUCGUCAAUGCCUGAUCCAGCUGACCCGCCUGAUGUUCCCGCACCUGCGCAACCAUGGGGGCAACAAAACGGACCAGCAUGGCAACAAGGCCCGCCUACAGCAGAUCCUGCAGAUACUCCCGCUGUUGGCGCCCCGGGGUCACCAGGAAGCAGCACCUCCCUUCUUAUGUCAGCCCUUUUACCUAAUUACCCAAGCGCGGACAAAUAUAAACCAAACGCAGCUGUUUCCAAAACAAAAGCCGGACAACCAGCUCCAACGGCUCCCAAGGCUCCAUCACCUCCAACGGCACUCCCAUCAGCAUCAGCACCAACUGCUUCACCCUCUCUGUCACGUGGUCUCAACGACAACAUGCAUAACUACCCUUCCCCACCUACCUCCAGGCCAAGCUCUGGGGGUGACCACCAUCCCAGUAAACCCAAACCAUCUUCCAUGUCACGUCCCGUGAGUGAUUACCUGCCCAGCAACGCCCAACCAUCUUCCAUGUCACGUCCCGUGAGUGAUUACCUGCCCAGCAACGCCCAACCAUCUUCCAUGUCACGUCCCGUGAGUGAUUACCUGCCCAGCAACGCCCAACCAUCUUCCAUGUCACGUCCCGUAAGUGACUACCUACCCAGCAACGCUCAACCAUCUUCCAUGUCACGUCCCGUAAGUGACUACCUACCCAGCAACGCUCAACCAUCUUCCAUGUCACGUCCCGUGAGUGAUUACCUGCCCAGCAACGCCCAACCAUCUUCCAUGUCACGUCCCGUGAGUGAUUACCUGCCCAGCAACGCCCAACCAUCUUCAAUGUCACGUUCAGUGAGUGACUACCUGCCCAGCAACGCCCCUUCCAUGUCACGCUCCAUCAAUGACUAUCUACCCAGCAAUCCCUCGUCAUCACCUUCCGUGUCACGUCCUGCGAACGGCUACCCAUCCAGCGACCCUUAUGCAGCUCAACCAGGCGGAGGCGCUCAGUGGCAAGGAGGUUAUCCCGACAUACCAAAUAACUUCUUCGCACCUCCAUCAUCCAAUCAGGGGCCCCGGAAUUCAGCGCCCCCUGCCGGUGCUGUGAGAGACUACCCCAACACUUACCCAAAUCAAGGACAAUCGCAAAUGCAACCACAGCCGCAACCACAACAGCAACCGCAACAAUCUCAACCUCAACCUCAACCCAAGCCUCAACCACAACCUCAACCACAGCCUCAGCCAAAGCCACAACCACAGCCCACACAAAGACAACCGAGCCCUCAGCCUUAUCAGCCGCCCCAACAAGCAUAUCAACCACAGCCAGCUAAUAACACGUAUGGCUUUAAUCCUUACCCCCCUCGAAACCCGAUGGCGCCAGCGAUGCCGCCCACGCGACCAAUGAUGCCCCGCCCCCCUCCAGGCCCCGCCUUCGUUGCCUGGCAGAAGGUACAGCCGUGUAUGAUGAGCCCAGCUAUGCCCGAUUUGUGUCGUGUUAAUGGAGAUGGACUACACGUGUACAGGUUGUUCGAUGUCAUUGAAAUAGCCAAAACACUACCACGGGUCCCAAGUUGCUAUAGAAACGCGCCCAGGGCUGACUGCUCCCAGCCGCACCAAGCCAUGGCCUUAUGGAACAGAGACUUCUGCCGAUGUAAAAACAACCCAACAGCCGAAUGCAUCAUCAACGACUGCGGCAGUGUGUGUAGCAAUGAGUUCUACAUCGGUGCCACGCGGGUUCUCUGUGAAUAGAAUUGACGCUGAACUAUUACAGUAAGGUAUGAUGUUUUCAGGCGAUAUUCCGUGCUUGCAACAUCGAUGCCAAUACAGUGCUUCACCAGGAAGGAUUUGAUCUACCGGAAAGCAAUAUUAUAUACAUAGACCGUUCCGACAGAGAAGACACAUUGUACAAUAUCGGAGAAGACCCGUCGACCAUAGCUGCUUCUUCAUCUUUGUAUCAGAAGAUAGACGGUUGUAGGGGUAGUGAUAUGACAAGAUUAGUAUCUGUUCUUUCAUUCUUUUGUCUACAUGUGAGAAGCUUUGUUCAAAAUACAAUAUUUUUUUUAAAGCAACACACAUUACUCUAUAUUUAUGAUACUUAUUUUUCUAAAAACAUAUUUUAUUUUUAAUUAUUUUUUUCUGUUUUAAAGCGAAAAGAUCAUUGCUUAUAUCAAAUGAUUCUAACUUUUAUAAAAUAAUUCUUCACAUUUUUUUUCUUUUUUAAAGCCAAAACGCUGCUCUAUUAAGAUACUUAUAUUUAAUUAUUUAUUUUUUAAAUAUUUCUUUGUUUUUUCUUAAAGCAAAAAAAACCCAUUGCUCUAUGUUUAUGAUAGUUAUUGUUUUAAAUGUGUUUAAGAUGCAAAACCUACGACUAGACCUUUGGGGUAAUUGAGGGAUACAGGUUAUGUUGAUUUGUUGAAUCCCUUGUAUUUGUUUAUAAGGUGGCAGCUUCUCUGAGGAACACAUACUCCUCUGUGCCACCAAACCCAGGGUAGCCGUGUCUUACUUCACCGCUUGGAUUUACACAUUAUACUACUCAAAACAAGUUAAAGAACACAUAUUUGUUCACAUGAAUACAGUUAGCCAUGGCUGAUGGGUGUUGCGACACACAACCUUCCUACUGUUGGUGUUGUUCUACUUCUUUUGCGCAGUAUAUAUGUUUUACAAAUUAUGACUGAUUAUUGACUGUGUAAGCCAAUUCCAAUACAAUCUUGUAUUACCUGAUAUAUUAAGUGUCGCGGGUCAAUGUUAUUCUCUAAACUAGCGUCAGACAUCGGAAUAUAUGUGUGAUCGUGUAAUUGCAAGAGGCAUGCUCCCGUUGUGUGCGUCCCUGUGUUGUAUUGGGUCUGGGGUAGCGAGAACAACGUGGCAAGGAACAAUGAAUCAACGAGUGUAUAGAAAGUCCUGCGUUCAUUUAUCAAAAAUGGCUGUUUCAGGCGAAAUGUAUUUAAAUAGAAAUAAAAUAAUAAUUACAA